Diaporthe amygdali is the source of this 1482-nucleotide messenger RNA. Its product is annotated as benzoate 4-monooxygenase cytochrome. NCBI's taxonomy places the organism in Eukaryota, Fungi, Ascomycota, Sordariomycetes, Diaporthales, Diaporthaceae. The coding region runs from base 1 to 1482 and encodes 493 amino acids. The transcript is spliced from 4 exons. The record is from RefSeq and is a predicted model, not a curated record. Gene Ontology annotation, molecular function: heme binding; iron ion binding; oxidoreductase activity, acting on paired donors, with incorporation or reduction of molecular oxygen.
AUGGAUUUCAUUAAACCGAAUGCACUCUAUGUCGGAGGCGCGCUCAUCUGCGUCGCCCUGGCUGCGUACAUCUACGCCGGCCUCACAAACCCUCUGUCAAACAUCCCAGGGCCGUGGUACACACGAUUCACCACGCUGGUAUCAACCUACUACGUGAUCACCGCUCAUCACCCGGACUGGGUGCACGCCUUACACGAAAAGUACGGCCCGGCAGUACGCAUCAGCCCGCAUGAGGUAGACAUCUCGGACGCGCCGACAUGCCAGCGCAUCCACAGUGUCAAGGGCGGCUUCCUCAAGUCGCCCUUCUACUCGCUGCUCAUCACCGACUCGUCCAGCGUCUUCAACGAGAUCCGUCCCGAGAUCCACCGCAAGUACAAGCGUCUGCUGUCGAACCCCAUGUCUGAGACGGGCCUCAAGACCUUCCUGCCGCGCAUUGACGGAAAGGUGCGCCUCGCUAUCGAGCGCAUCCGCGAGGAGAACAAGACGCGCGGCGCUGCGGAUGUUGCCAAGUGGUUCAUGUUUCUGUCUUUUGAUGUUAUUGGUGACUUGACCUUUGGUGAAGGGUUCGGUCAACUGGAGAGUGGACAGAAAAACCGGUCCAUCAACGACUUCGUCAGUCUGGGCUUCGUCGGCGGCCUGCGCUCUAUGUUCCCUACUAUUUCAUGGCUCUCCCUGUAUCUCCCCAUCCCCGUUUUCCAAGACGCCACCAAGAUCCAGUACCGGACCUUCGACUACGCCCAGAGCGCGUUGGACCGCCACGCCAAGCGCGUGGAAGAGCAGGGCGAGGACUUGAAGCCAACCGUGUUCUCCAAGCUCUACACGGCCGGCGCCGAGGACUCCUGGUCGCCGAUCGAGAUCCGCGACAACGCGCAGGUCUUCAUCGUCGGCGGCAGCGACACCACGGCCAAUUCCAUGAUCUACCUCAUCUGGGCCAUCUGCAAGCUGCCCGACGUCAAGGCGAAGCUCCUCAAGGAGCUGGCUACCGUCCCCGAGGACUUCACCUACGACCACCUCAAGGACAUGCCCUACCUCAACUGGUGCGUCAACGAGACGCUGCGCCUCUACAACGCCCUGCCGUGCGGCCUGCCGCGGAUCGUGCCCGUCGGUGGCGCCGAGCUCGCGGGCCAGUUCAUCCCUGGCGGGGCAACGGUGGCCACGCAAUCGUAUUCACUGCACCGUGAUGAGAACGCUUUCCCUGAUCCGUACCGAUUUAACCCCGACAGAUGGGCGCAUACAACGCAGGAGAUGAAGGACUGCACCAUGCCUUUCGGUGGCGGUGCCAGAACCUGCCUCGGUCGACACCUGGCUCGCAUUGAGCUGCGCCUCAUGGCCGCUCGCUUCUUCCGCAACUUCCCGAAUGCCACCGUCUCUGAAUUGGAGGGCAUGUGUGACAAGGACAUGGAGCCUGCCUUGCAUUUCCUCAUGGUGCCCAGCGGUCACAGGUGUCUGAUUGAGCUUGACGGGGAGGGUGGUAGAAAAUGA